This is a messenger RNA of Drosophila subobscura, 1585 nucleotides long. RefSeq lists its product as uncharacterized. The transcript is spliced from 3 exons. Gene Ontology annotation, molecular function: RNA polymerase II transcription regulatory region sequence-specific DNA binding; DNA-binding transcription factor activity, RNA polymerase II-specific. The record is from RefSeq and is a predicted model, not a curated record. Gene Ontology annotation, biological process: regulation of transcription by RNA polymerase II. Bases 120 to 1397 code for a protein of 425 amino acids. Lineage: Eukaryota; Metazoa; Arthropoda; Insecta; Diptera; Drosophilidae. Gene Ontology annotation, cellular component: nucleus.
GUUCAAUGUAAGAUGAGAAGCGAAUCUUAGAAUAAGAGAGACGACGGCUCAAAACUCAUUUCAACAUCGUCGGUCGCAGCGCGAGCACGUUACCAGAAAAUUCUUAAAAACUGCAAAGCAUGGAGCAAAUGAAAUCGAAACCAACUGAAGAUGGCGACAACAGCGACAGUGAUGUGGAAAUAGUCGAGGGCUUUAGUCUGGAUAAACCGAAGAUCGGACUAAAUAGGAUGUCUAAAAUCACUGCAGAUGCCAACGAUAGCGAUAGUGAUGUGGAAAUAGUCGGAUGCUUCGCUCUGAGUAAGCAAACGAUCCGUGAGAAGCAGCCACCAAUUCCUCCAGCGAUGACGCACAUUCCGAUGCCGUUAGCCACACCGCCGUGGUCCUCCACCGACACUUCAAUGCCUAUCCUCUCGAGCCUGCUGAGCGGGAACGGACCCAUUCGUCCUCCACCUGGCUCGGUACUUUGCAUUCCGUGCUAUCUGUGCCAGAAGCGGUUUUACGACACAGAUCUUCUCAAGGAGCACCUAAUCCAACAUGGCAUGAAGAUCUACCUAAGCAGUUUGCAAUCUCAAGUCACCACGGUACAACCAACUGUGCAACAGCCUUUCCUAGAUCCGACCAACGUUCGCUUUUCAAGCGCUCAUUCAACGCCACCGCUUGUUCCAUCAUUUAAUAAUUCAUGUUUAAAGACAGGACGUCCACGUGAGGUAUCCUUUGAAUGCCAGUUUUGCAAAAUCAAGCUAAGUUCCUCCCAGGAACUGGAACAUCACCAUAAGCGCUGCAAUGCGAGAAAAGCAGCGGCGGCGAAUUUCGUAUGCAAGAUAUGCAAUAAGGCCUACAGACGUGAAGGCUUUUUAACUCGUCACAUGAGACAAAAACACAAUUUCCGUCUGUUUGAACUUCCAAAAGCACCACCGUCCCCCUGUUCAUCCGCAGCAUCCACAUCGGAGUCAACUCUCACAGAAAGUAGUACUGAGCUGACCAAUGCAGAGCCAGUCGUCGAAUGUUAUCCAUCCAGCGGAGAGUUAAUGGCGGACGGGGGGGAGCUGCAGAAUGUCGAUCCUCCUUCCAAUUAUUGCCCGAUCAGCGAAUUUACAGCAACCGCUUUGGAGUUAACCUCAUCACCAACAAGCACUCGAUUGAUUAAAGAUGAGCCAGCUAUCGAUUCGCAUGCAAGUGAAUCGCAUGAAGAACUAGCAGCGAAGGCAGCCGCCUUCUACUGUCCGCCCGCCGAAUGGGCAGCCAUGGGCCGACCGUUUGCAAAUGGUUACUACUUCAUUCCCAUGGAUCCCAACAAAACUUAUGCACCUCGUCGGGAUGAUUGCUUCUUGCCUGAAUUUAGUAACUGGGUCAGCAAAGAAGAAAUGGAGAAGUAUUCCCAACGGUGCCAGACCUAAAAUGCACCCAAAGAAAAAAGCUGAAGCGUUCUUGGAUACUCUAAAUUAUUGCCAUAAAUUAUAACGUAUGUAUACUUUUUGUGGAUAUUUCAGAAAGGCUGAUAUUCCCUUCCAAUCUCAGCAGUUGUACAAAAAGGAAAUAGGACUUCAAAUUCCGAAAACUAAUAAAAACGAAUAAAGAGCUGAAA